AUGACAACGAGAUUUGCUGAGUUUAUUUGCUCCCCAUUAACACAUAUUCUUAACGAAUUCAUACACAUCAAUGAAUUUCCACGUAUUUGGAAAUCUGCAAGAAUCGUGCCUAUAAAUAAAGUGCCGAAUGCUGUCGAAAUUUCAGAUUUUCAACCGAUAUCAAUACUGUCCUCUUUAUCCAAAGUAUACGAAAAGAUUGUGUUGAAACAACUUAUAGAAUUCAUCGAAUCAAACAACAUCUACAAGGAUACUGUUAAUGGAUUUCGUAAAGGUUGCAGCACAAGUACAGCACUUAUGAAAUUGAAAGACGAUAUCAAAAAAGCUAUGAAAGCCAAUGAAGUCACAUUAAUGGUCUUGAUAGACUUCUCGAAAGCUUUUGAUACUAUCUGUCACAACAAACUUAUCAAGAAAAUGGCUUCACAAGGUUUUUCUGCACAUUUUCUUACUUGGACACUUUCUUAUCUUUCGGAUAGACAACAGUUUGUGCAAAUUGAUAGCAAUACUUCAAAACAAUUACCAUCAUUAUUCAAAGUUACCGCAAGAUCAUGUAAACCAGCAAAUAUUGUGAAUACAGAAAUUUCCAUUAAGGAUACACUAAAUGAGCUUGACAAAUGGGCCGAAGAAAAUUCUCUUGCGGCUAAUGCAUUCGACGAUCAAGCUAGGGAGUACUCACUCAAUCGUGUUGGGACUUGUUCACUAUUGGGACUAACAAUUGAUGAACACUUUAAAUGGAACGCACAAAUCGAUAAAACUUUGAAAAAAUGUUAUGGGAAAAUAUCUGUGCUACGAAAGUUGAAGAACUUCACAAGCUUCAGACUACGAAAACAGUUAAUUGAAACCUUAAUUUUUUCUCAAAUUGAUUAUAACGACUUUAUCAUGUCGCUGACUGAAGCACAAAUGAAAAGAUUACAAAAACUUCAAAAAGUUGCAUGUAGUUUUGUUAUUGGACGUUAUGCCAAAAUUCAAGAUAUCAUCAAAUUAAAAUGGCUCCCCAUAAAGGAACGUCGUGAAUUCAACUUAUCGAAACUAACGUACAAAGCCAUUAAUUUCACCAACUGGUCAAGUUCCUGUAAAGUAAAUGUACGUAUAAAGUGA
Hydractinia symbiolongicarpus is the source of this 1095-nucleotide messenger RNA. RefSeq lists its product as uncharacterized. The record is from RefSeq and is a predicted model, not a curated record. Lineage: Eukaryota; Metazoa; Cnidaria; Hydrozoa; Anthoathecata; Hydractiniidae. The transcript is spliced from 4 exons. Bases 1 to 1095 code for a protein of 364 amino acids.